CGUCGCGGGAGCGAGCAAUUACGUCAUCAACACGGAGUCCCGGAAGCGAAAGGACUGGUAGCUGCGUGUUUCUGCUGUUAAAACGAAAAGGAAAAUAAGACUACUUAGGAAGAUGAAAUGGUUAUAGCGUAUAGCCACGAAGGUUUGGAUGACAUUUAAGAUAUUCCAGACUCAUUAUCAGCGGAUUCAAAGUCACCAUAAUGGGUUGUCGCAACAUUCAUGCAGCCACUGUGUUUGCGUAUAUAUUUGGGAUGGCCUCUGUAGCUGGACUAAUAACUGCUACAAUUGCACCAAACUGGAGAUUAAUGAGACUCGUCUCUUUCAACAAAAAUGCCAAAAAUGUUUCGGUGAGCAUUGGCUUGUGGAUAAAAUGUUUCCGGAUAGAGGGAAACUCUGAAUGCGCUCUAUACGAGACUGAUUGGUAUUCUAACGUGGACCAGCUGGAUCUGCGAGUACUUCAGUUUGCCCUUCCAUUUAGCAUUUUCUUUGCUAGCUUAGCUGCUCUGUUAUGUUUGAUCGGUAUAUGUAACACAGCCUUUGGACGAGAAGUUCCUAACAUCAACCUUGCCAAGUGCCUUGUAAACAGUGCAGGUUGUCAACUAGUAGCUGCUUUACUGUUUUUUCUAUCUGGAGCCCUGAGCCUUACUCCAUCUGUUUGGGUUAUUUUCCAGACAAAUGACAUGAACAAAAAAUAUGCAAGUAUUUAUGCAACAAGCACAGCAACAUAUUUAGCGAUUGCUAGUGCUGGGGGGCUGCUUUUCACUUCUUGUCUGUUAUUGUUGUGGUACUGUGCUUGCAAGGCAUUACCAUCUCCUUUUUGGCAGCCACUACCUUCACAGCCUGCCAGUGUUCAUAGUUAUCCAUCUCAUUCUUAUGCAUCUCCUCCAUAUUCCUCUCGGUCUAGGUUAUCAACAAUUGAAAUAGAUAUUCCAGUUGUCACUCAAAUUUCGUAAAGGAAACCUGGCAUCAAAACUUUAAACACUUGUGUUUUUAUAUACAGGAUUAUAUUGUUACACUUUAAGGAGUAUUUGUUCUUCACAAUCCUAGUUAAAACAAAUUUUUUAAAAAGUAGAUUUUUUUAAACCAGCCAACACUACACCAAAUGAUUAAAUCUAAAUCGAAUGGAUAUACUAAACAGAUUUAUUAAAAAAAAGACCCUAAGGGUUGUACAGUAUAAGCUCCAACAUUGCACUCUUCUACUCUAAAGAUGGGAUACUUUGUUUCAUGUAUACUUCUUUGUACAAUCUUGAUAGUAUUUGGUCCAUAAAGUAUAGUGGUAAUCACUAUUAUAAUUCAAAGCUAAUAAUCACAGCGAGCAUUUUUUUCUAAUUUAUUUACAUUCAUUAGCAAUGGAUAUGCUUAUUAAAACUGUUGCCAUAAUUGUAUUACUUUGUUUUCUUAAGAAAUUGCUGCCUUUUAAUGGUAAGAAACAAAAGAACCAAAAGGCCUCGGAUCCUUCAAUGAAACAGACAUCUUAGACCAGUUUGUAUGAUCACAGACUAAGUACAGUAAGCCUUCUGAUC
Messenger RNA from Erpetoichthys calabaricus (reedfish), 1523 nucleotides. RefSeq names its product claudin 12 (gene cldn12). The record is from RefSeq and is a predicted model, not a curated record. NCBI's taxonomy places the organism in Eukaryota, Metazoa, Chordata, Cladistia, Polypteriformes, Polypteridae. The transcript has 2 exons. Gene Ontology annotation, cellular component: plasma membrane. The coding region runs from base 201 to 953 and encodes 250 amino acids.